UUCUGAUCGGUUGUCGGCGUCUUAUCGCUUUAAGUCUCGGCGCGCGUACUGCAAGUCGCGUAUUAUAGAGCACCUUGGCUUUACAAACAUAUAUCCAUCUAGUGCAUAUGGUGUAGUGUUGAAUUUGUGUUGCAAAAGGAGCUAUGUUCGUGACCAUUUGGAAGUGUUUAGAGAAAUACGACCGUCUAUAUGUGUCCAAACAGAAAUUUGACGAUAAAGGAAGCCUAUACGAGUCCUCGAACACCGAUAGCGGGUUCUUGUCAGGAGAAAUAACCGAAGAAUCUCCCGAUUCCGUCGCGGAUCCUAUGAUCGUGACCAGUGGUGUGUGCCUUACAGAAGACUUUUCCAAAAUCAGUAUCAGUGAUGAGAAGCAAAGUCUGAACAAUUUGGAUGCUCCCAAACAGAAACCACCUGUUGCCAGGUCGAAACAGACCGUCGACGAAGUGCUAUGGAAAAUCUACUUUGAGCAGGAUGAAGACGGUGAUACAUACCUUCACAUGGCAAUCGCUGACGGCUUCCCGGAAGUAGCGCUGGCCUUAAUCCGAAUCGCGCCGCAUCCGCGCCUGUUGGACACCCCUAACGACUUCGCGCAGACGCCUCUGCAUUUGGCCGUCGAAACGGGGCAAUGGCGCAUAGCCAGGUGGCUGAGGGUGGCCGGUGCGCGGCCGUGUCCGCGCGACAAACACGGCGACAGUCCGCUGCAUCUUGCCGCGCGUAUGGAUGACGCCGCGUCUAUCCGCGCCCUUACGGAAGCCGUUACCAAGGAAGAAAGGGAGAUGUUGGCGUUGGGAUACGAUAUCCCGGCGUACCAGCCGUGCUGUUACGAUCAGUGGAACUACCUUGGUCAGACCUGCCUGCACGUAGCCGUCGCCCAAGAAUCGCUGACGUCAGCCCGUCUUCUGCUCGAACGCGGCUGCAACCCGAACGCCCGCGACGGUUUCAGCGGCAUGUCUCCCCUCCACUACGCCGCGCAUCUGCAGAAGCCAAUCAUGGCCGAGCUGCUGCUCAAGGGCGGAGCUAACCGGGAGGCGGAGUCAUACGCCGGCCUAUCAGCGCUAGAGGAAGCGGCUAGGGCGGGGCAAUUGAGCCAGGAGGUUAAAAGGGUGUUGCUCGCAGCCGGAGUGCCAUUGGAGAUCGCGCAAAGCGACGAUGAUGAGGAGAUGGACGAGGACGAUGACGAUGUUGCAGAUCAGCUGGCUUUUGACAGCAACAAAGUAUUCAACGCACCGUUGGUGAAUGCCAGCGCUUAAGGAACGGAAACAAACGAAAGAACGAAGACUAUUGAGAAGGCCACUAUCAUAGUUAGGAUUAGGAAUGACAAAUUUGAAAGGUGAGGUGAACUUAAGAAGAUGGAAUAUUUGCCAAAUAUAUUAAAUAUUAUAUUAAUUUGAGAAUAUGAAUAAAUAUUAGGAUUUCAGAGCUAUCACGCGUUAUUUAUUAACCAUUUGUUCUAGACAUGCAAAUAAUUUACAAAUAUUCGAUCAUCAAAAUGUAUUACUAGCCAAUAUGUACAUACAUUCAUUAGAAAAAUCAUUAAGCACCACUCUUUAGCGUUUGACAUGUAACUUUAAAGUACGUUUUCAUCAUUACUUUGUCCCGCGACAUGUUGCUUGUCAUGUGCUGGAACACGUUUGUUGAAAUGAAAACAUGUUGCGCCAUAAGUGCCGGGGAUAAAAAUGCGACACACAUGUGUCUUUAGUCGUAACAAAUUGCAACAUGUUCCCAGGACUUUUGCACGCUAAAUUACGUUACCAUUACGACAGAUUUAUCUUGCAACACGUUGCGCGACAUUUGAUGUAAUGGAAAUUAUCUGGAACGUGUAGCAGGAGAUGAGUUUCUGUAACUUAAAAGUCCUGCAACAUGUUGCAUGAGAUAAGAUACUGUUACUACGGAGUCCUGCAACAAUUUGCAGCAAUAUGUUGCGCAACAUUUGUUGUAGUGGAAACGAUCUGCAACAUGCUACAUAAGAUGAAUUUCUAUUAUGCAAUAAUCCGUCUGCAACAUGUUGCAGAAGAUGAGUUUCUAUAACUCAAAAGUCCCGCAACAUGUUGCAGGAGAUAAGAUACUGUUACUACCGAGUCCUGCAACAUGUAGCAGCUAUAUGUUGCGCGACAUUUGUUGUAAUGUAAACGAUCUGAAACAUGCUACAGAAUAUGAUUUUGUAUUACUACAUAGUUAUGCAACAAACAGCCUGCAAUAUGUUGCAGAAGAUAAGUUUCUAUUACCACAAAAUCUUGCAACAUGUUGCGUUGAUUUUGUUGUAAUGGUAACUGUCUGCAACAUGUUGCAGAAGAUGAGUUUCUAUAACUUAGAAGUCCUGCAACAUGUUGCAGGAGAUAAGAUACUGUUACUACGGAGUCCUGCAACAUGUUGCAGCAAUAUGUUGCGCGAUUUUUGUUGUAAUGGAAACGAUCUGCAACAUGCUAUGGAAGACGAAUUUCUAUUACUACGAAGUCAUGCAAUAAUCAGUCUGCAACAUGUUGCACAAGAUGAGUUUCUAAAACUUAAAAAUCCUGCAACAUGUUGCAGGAGAUAAGAUACUGUUACUACGGAGUCCUGCAACAUGUUGCGCGAAAUUUGUUGUAAUGUAAACGAUCUGAAACAUGCUACAGAUGAUGACUUUGUAUUACUACAUAGUUAUGCAACAAACAGCCUGCAAUAUGUUGCAGAAGUUAAGUUUCUAUUACCACAAAAUCUUGCAAUAUGUUGCGUUGAUUUUGUUGUAAUGGUAAGUGUCUGCAACAUGUUGCAGAAGAUGAGUUUCUAUAACUUGAAAGUCCUGCAACAUGUUGCAGGAGAUAAGAUACUGUUACUACGGAGUCCUGCAACAUGUUGCAGCAAUAUGUUUCGCGACAUUUGUUGUAAUGUAAACGAUAUGAAACAUGCUACAGAAGAUGACUUUGUAUUACUACAUAGUUAUGCAACAAACAGUCUGCAAUAUGUUGCAGAAGAUAAGUUUCUAUUACCAUAAAAUCUUGCAAGAUGUUGCGUUGAUUUGUUGUAAUGGUAAGUGUUUGCAACAUGUUGCAGAAGAUAAGUUUCUAUAACUUAAAAGUCCUGCAACAUGUUGCAGGUGAUAAGAUACUGUUACUACGGAGUCCUGCAACAUGUUGCAGCAAUAUGUUACGCGAUUUUUGUUGUAAUGGAAACGAUCUGCAACAUGCUACGGAAGAUGAAUUUCUAUUACUACGAAGUCAUGCAAUAAUCAAUCUCCAACAUGUUGGAGAAGAUGAGUUUCUGUAACUUGAAAAUCCUGCAACAUGUUGCAGGAGAUAAGAUACUCUUACAACGGAGUCCUGCAAUAUGUUGCAGCAAUAUGUUGCGCGACAUUUGUUGUAAUGUAAACGAUCUUAAACAUGCUACAGAAGAUGACUUUGUAUUACUACAUAGUUAUGCAACAAACAGUCUGCACAAUAUGUUGCAGAAGAUAAGUUUCUAUUACCACAAAAUCUUGCAACAUGUUGCGUGGAUUUAGUUGUAAUGGUGUCUGCAACAUGUUGCAGAAGAUGAGUUUUUAUAACUUAAAAGUCCUGCAACAUGUUGCAGGAGAUAAGAUACUGUUACUACGGAGUCCUGCCACAUGUUGCAGCAAUAUGUUGCGCGAUUUUUGUUGUAAUGGAAACGAUCUGCAACAUGCUACGGAAGACGAAUUUCUAUUACUAGGAAGUCAUGCAAUAAUCAGUCUGCAACAUGUUGCACAAGAUGAGUUUCUAAAACUUAAAAAUCCUGCAACAUGUUGCUGGAGAUAAGAUACUGUUACUGCGGAGUCCUGCAACAUGUUGCGCGAAAUUUGUUGUAAUGGAAACGAUCUGCAAGAUGCUACAGAAAAUGAAUUUAUAUUACUACUAACUCAUGCCAUAACUAGUCUGCAAGAUGUUGCAUUAGAUAAGAUACUGUUACUACGGAGUCCUGCAACAUGUUGCAGCAAUAUGUUGCGCGACAUUUGUUUUGGAAACGAUCUGCAACAUGUUACAGAAGAUGAGUUUCUAUUACUACGAAGUCCCGCAACAUGUUGCUGCAGAUGAGUUUCUCUCAGUUCGCGGGUCUGCAACAUGUUGCAGAAGAUAAGUUUCUAUUACUACGGAGUCCUGCAACAUGUUGAAGCAGAAGAGUUUUUAUUACUAUGAAGUCUGGCAACAUGUAACAGAAACAUGUUGCGUGGCAAUUGUUGUAAUGGGCAAAGUCUGCGACAUGUUGCAGAAAAUGAGUUUCUGUCACUUCAAAGUCCUGCAAGAUGUUCCAGAAGAUGAGUUUCUAUUACUACGGAGUCCUACAACAUGUUGCAGCAACAUGCGAUUGAAAAAUCUGCAACAUGAUGCAGAUUAUUUUGUAUUAAUACCAAGGUCUGCAACAUGUUGCGCGACAUAUUUUUUGACUUGGAACCUGUUGGAUGGGAACGUGCUUACAAAAGGUGUACAAAAUGAACUGAAUUUUAUGGACUAAAUAAUUGAGAAUUGCAUUUCAUUUAUGAUUUUGUGUAUAUUUUGUAAGAAGACUUUCGGUUUGGUUAUAUAAAUUUCUUCUAUUGAAAAAAUAGUGCGUUAAACAGACAAAUGGUGCUUGAUUAUUUAUAGUAUUGAUGGAAUAUUUCUCUAAAUAUGAUGGAAGCUCAAAGUGAUUCUUAAUAAGUUUACGAAUCUGAAAAGCUCCCAUUAUCUAUAGAAGGAAUAGUUAACUAUUUUAUCGUGAUUUUACCACGAUUUACAUUUAAGGAAUGAAUAUUGAAAAGUAUGUUUCAAGACUAAUAAACAUGAUAAAAUGUUGUGUUCUACAAGUACGUUAUCUUCUUCCAUUACACUUGUAUUUAUUAUUGUAAUUCUUUUGAUAGAGUUUCACAAAAAGUACGAACUCUAUCACGGGAAGCUCAUAUCAUCCAUUUUAUUUUUGUAUAUAUGUUAGGCUUAGUUAUAUGAAUGUUUUAGUUGAUGUAGCUGAAUAAAAAAAGUUGCAAAAUGA
Acanthoscelides obtectus is the source of this 4956-nucleotide messenger RNA. The record is from the annotation of a GenBank genome assembly. NCBI's taxonomy places the organism in Eukaryota, Metazoa, Arthropoda, Insecta, Coleoptera, Chrysomelidae.